Messenger RNA from Zonotrichia albicollis (white-throated sparrow), 2744 nucleotides. NCBI's taxonomy places the organism in Eukaryota, Metazoa, Chordata, Aves, Passeriformes, Passerellidae. The record is from RefSeq and is a predicted model, not a curated record.
CUUGGCCGGGCGGCGGCGUUCUCCCAUCCCGGACCGGUUCCCUGCCGCUGGAGGAAACGGGGAACGAGGGGACGGACACCGUCUGCCAGUGACAGCCAAAGCUGUUCGCAGAGGAGAGUUAAACUCGUGCAUCAGAGGAUGCAGCGGAAAGACGAAGGUCCCGCCUGGGUUUGUUUCUCCGCUAUUCUAAUACUGGGGUCAGUGAGACUCCGGGGAGGCAAGAAUGAGUUUGAAGGUACAGUGGAGGUUUAUUUGAAUGGAAUCUGGGGAACAGUCUGUGGGAGCCAUUGGGACAAUAAUGACGCGACAGUUGUAUGUCGACAGCUUGCACUUGGGGAAAAAGGCCCUGCCCUCACUCCGAUCCGGCUGGCUGGUGGCAGCAAUGCCCACGAAGGAAGAGUGGAAGUUUACCAUGGUGGCCAGUGGGGCACAGUCUGUGAUGACCAGUGGGAUGAUGCAGAUGCUGAAGUUGUCUGUCGGCAGCUUGGCCUUGGGGGUGUUGCCAAGGCGUGGAGCCAGGCUCACUUUGGAGAAGGCUCUGGCCCCGUGCUGCUGGAUGAAGUCCAGUGCACGGGAAAUGAACUCUCGAUAGAACAGUGCCCAAAAAGCUCCUGGCGAGAACACAACUGUGGCCACAAAGAAGAUGCUGGCGUUUCCUGCACACCUCUCACAGAUGGGGCGCUGCGGCUUGCAGGCGGGAAGGGCAGCCACGAGGGCCGCCUGGAGGUCUAUCACAGCGGCCAGUGGGGCACCGUCUGUGACGACGGCUGGACCGAGCUCAACACGCAGGUGGUUUGCUGGCAGCUGGGAUUUAAGUAUGGAAAAACUGCAGGUAUGGAAAAAGAGAACUACUCAGAGGGAAGCUCCGGGCCCAUCUGGCUGGAUGAUGUGAUCUGCUCUGGGAAGGAGACAAACCUCCUGCAGUGCUCCCGGCGGGAGUGGGGGAAGCACGACUGCAACCAUCAGGAGGACGUCAGACUCACCUGCCACCCAGAAAACGACAGCCACAAGCGCUCACUUGGUCCUCCCAUCAGGCUGAUGGAUGGUGAGAAUAAGAAGGAAGGACGUGUGGAGAUUUUUAUCAAUGGCCAGUGGGGCACAAUUUGUGAUGAUGGAUGGUCUGAUAAGGAUGCAGCUGUAGUCUGCCGACAGCUUGGCUACAAAGGCCCAGCUAGAGCAAGGACAAUGGCCUAUUUCGGUGAGGGCAAAGGCCCCAUCCAUGUGGAUAACGUCAAGUGUACAGGAAAUGAGAGAUCCUUGGCAGACUGCAUUAAGCAGGACAUUGGGAUGCACAACUGCCGGCACAGCGAGGAUGCAGGGGUCAUCUGUGAGCACCUGAGCAAGAAAGUCCCUGGGAACAGCAAUAAAGAUUCUCUCGCUUCUGUUUGUGGGCUGAGGUUACUCCAUCGUCGACAAAAGCGAAUAAUUGGUGGGAAAAAUUCUUUACGGGGCGGCUGGCCGUGGCAGGUGGCACUGCGCCUCAAAUCCUCUCAUGGGGACGGGAGACUCCUGUGUGGUGCCACUCUCAUCAGCAGCUGCUGGGUCCUCACUGCUGCACACUGCUUUAAAAGGUACGGCAACAACACUCGCAACUACGUGGUGCGGGUUGGAGACUACCACACGCUGGUGCUGGAGGAGUACGAGGAGGAGAUCGGGGUGCAGGAGAUUGUGGUGCACAAGGACUACAGGCCUGACAGCAGCGACUACGACAUUGCCUUGCUGAGGCUGCAGGGGCCCGAGGAGCAGUGUGCGAGGUUCAGCACCCACGUGCUACCCGCCUGCUUGCCCCUGAGGAGGGAGCGACCACAGAAAACCGCUCCCAACUGUUUCAUCACGGGAUGGGGUGACACAGGACGGGCUUAUUCAAGAACACUGCAACAGGCUGCCAUCCCCUUACUGCCCAAGAGGGUGUGUGAGGAGCGCUACAAAAGGAGAUUCACAGGAAGAAUGCUCUGUGCUGGAAACGUGCAGGAACAGAAACGAGUGGACAGCUGCCAAGGAGACAGCGGUGGACCACUGAUGUGUGAACGCCCAGGGGAAAGCUGGGUUGUGUACGGUGUGACCUCCUGGGGCUACGGCUGUGGGGUCAAAGAUUCCCCAGGUGUCUACACAAAAGUUUCAUCUUUCGUACCCUGGAUUAAAAGUGUGACCAAACUAUGAAUGCCCAUAAUGAAAACCAAAUUUUGAGGCAGGACAACUUGAACAGCACAUGCAGUGCACAGCUGGGGCCCACAGUGGGUGGAAACAGACAUUUGCCUGAUUCAUGUGUUUUGUUUUCAUUAAAUCCAAGCUGUAUACACUCAAGCCUUCCAGUUAGGGAUUACUGUCCUUCCUGUUGCAGAAGUUUAAAUAUUGCAUGAACAAGCUACUAUGUAUCUAAGGGGAAAAGUGAUAGCCAGCUAGAGUUAAUACUGGAGCAGGACAGCUGGAGGCUUUGCCCACAAGACUGUUGCUCCAAGCUAUUUAUGCUCCAGGCUUCUCUACAAUUAAUUGCAGAUCUCAAUUAAUCUUCAGUCUAGUUUAUUUAGUCUAUUGUUCCUAUGAUUUUACACUCAGUCCGCUAAAUCUGACUCAUGUUUCAGUAGAUUCUGAGACCAUUCAUAGCCUGAUUCUUGAUAAGUAAUUCUGAGUAUAUAUUAAACGCAGGAAGGAAAAUAAUGGUCAAUUAUCACAUUCCCAGUUAAUUGGCUAAAUGUCUUCACAGUUUAGUGUGCCUAAAGUACAUUCCCAGGUAAAACAGGCAG